This is a messenger RNA of Hirsutella rhossiliensis, 1191 nucleotides long. Its product is annotated as subtilase family domain-containing protein. Gene Ontology annotation, molecular function: serine-type endopeptidase activity. The coding region runs from base 1 to 1191 and encodes 396 amino acids. Lineage: Eukaryota; Fungi; Ascomycota; Sordariomycetes; Hypocreales; Ophiocordycipitaceae. The transcript has 4 exons. Gene Ontology annotation, biological process: proteolysis. The record is from RefSeq and is a predicted model, not a curated record.
AUGCAUUCCGUCGCUCUGCUCGCUCUCCUCCCGCUGGCUCUCGCCGCGCCUUCCAAGCGCGCCACCCCGGCGCCCGUCUUGGUCCCUCGCAAUGCGCAGGCCGUAGAGGGCAAGUACAUUGUCAGGAUGAAGGGCCAGGACAAGGGCCAGGCCGUUGCCAGCGCCAUCAAGGCCAUUGCCGCCGACGCCGACUACACCUACAGCCACGGCUUCCACGGCUUCGCCGCAGCCUUGACGGCCGAUGAGGUCGAGAAGCUUCAGGGCAACCCUGAUGUCGACUACAUUGAGCAGGACGCCAAGGUCACCGUCUUUGCCACCCAGGCUGAUGCUGAUUGGGGCCUCGCUCGUCUCUCCAACGCCAAGGCCAACGGCACGACCUACAGCUUCGACGACAGCGCCGGCGCGGGCACCUGCGCCUACAUCAUCGAUACUGGCAUCGAUGCCUCCAACCCCGAAUUUGAGGGCCGUGCCAAGUUCCUCGCCAACUACGCCGACGACGACGACACUGAUGGCAACGGCCACGGCACCCACGUCUCCGGCACCAUUGGCUCCAAGACGUAUGGCGUUGCCAAGAAGACGACCCUCUUUGGAGUCAAGGUCCUCGAUGCCAACGGCUCGGGCCGAAACUCCGGCGUCAUCGCCGGCAUGGAGUUUGUAGCCAAGGACGCCGCCGGCCAAAAAUGCCCCAAGGGCGUCGUCGUCAACAUGUCGCUGGGCGGCGGCUACUCCAAGACGGUCAACGCUGCGGCGGCCAACAUCGUCAAGGCCGGUCUCUUCCUCGCCGUGGCCGCCGGCAACGACGGCCAGGACGCGGAAGGCUACUCUCCAGCCUCUGAGAAGACCGCGUGCACCGUCGGCGCCACCACUCGCUCCGACAGCCUCGCCACCUAUUCCAACAUCGGCAGCCUCGUCGCCGUCCUCGCGCCCGGCACCAACAUCACCAGCACCUGGAUCGACGGCAAGACCAAGUCCAUCUCCGGCACGUCCAUGGCAUCCCCCCACGUCGCCGGCCUCGGCGCCUACUUCCUGGGCACCGGCCAGAAGGCCGAGGGCCUCUGCGGGCUGCUGGCUCAGAAAGCGCUCAAAGAUGUUGUCUCUGACGUUCCCAGCGGCACUGCCAACCUGUUGAUCAAUAACGGCUUCACGAAGCAAGCUUCAAGCCUGAAGUUCAAGCAGGCCCGGAAACACUAA